UAGCUGUGUUUCUGAUACUCAAUUUCAUACACUAUAUAUUCCUUCGAAUCCUUCAGUUUCUUUGCAACAUCUUCGUGGGACCUGUCGCCUCGAUUCAUAACUUUUCUCUCUCCCCUUUUCUAUAUAUAAGUUCACGGACAAAAGUACAAGAAAUACAUGCUCGUUGAUAAGUACUAAAUAUAGAAGCAAAUAACAGGGGACUGUUAAUGUUAAGAAUGAGUGCUGAAUCCCAAAAACCAUCAACACCGCAGCAGCCACAAAAUCCUUCAGAAUCCACCAAGAAAAUCAAAAGAAUCCGAAAUACGGUCACCGGUGGCGCCCCAAGUAACCACCCGGCGUACCGCGGCGUCCGAAUGCGCAGCUGGGGCAAAUGGGUGUCUGAAAUCCGGGAGCCCGGCAAGAAAUCCCGAAUUUGGCUUGGCACUUUCCCUACACCAGAAAUGGCAGCCCGGGCACAUGAUGUUGCAGCUUCAAGCAUCAAAGGGAACUCAGCAAUAUUAAACUUCCCUGAACUCGCCGCCGUACUGCCGCGGCCGGUAUCGCUCUGCCCACGUGACGUUCAAGAAGCCGCCGCAAAAGCAGCAGCAAUUGAAAAUUUUGACCUGUUACCACCGUCUUCUUCUUCGAAUACUUUAUCUUCACAGUCUUCUUUUUCAUCUUCUGAUCCUGGUGUUGAUUUUUCUACGAGCUCAGAGAAUUUAUCUGAGAUAAUUGAAUUGCCAAGUUUGGGAUCAUAUUUUGACUCUCUAGAACUGAAGAAUGAUGCCGUGUUUGUCGACAACUCAGUGGAUUACGGAUGGUCGGAUCUUCCUCCGCCGCCGGUUCCAUGGCAGAGCACUGGUGGCGAUGAUGGUGGCGGAAAUUUUGAAUCUCCGUUGUGGAAUUAUUAAGUGAAUCAAUGUCUGUUUUUCUAUGUGAAUUAGCGAAUUUUAGCUCUUUUUAUUUUUCAUUGAAGGGCUCUCUUCUCCGACCUUUCGUCAACUUGCUUGCUUUGUACAGUGUUCCUUUUCAAUAAAUAUAACAGUACGGUGUAAGAGUCUUAAAGUUUAUCCA
Molecule: messenger RNA, 1053 nt
Organism: Olea europaea var. sylvestris
Lineage: Eukaryota; Viridiplantae; Streptophyta; Magnoliopsida; Lamiales; Oleaceae
Product: ethylene-responsive transcription factor TINY-like
Exons: 1
Coding region: 207-890 (227 amino acids)
Biological process (GO): regulation of DNA-templated transcription
Molecular function (GO): DNA binding; DNA-binding transcription factor activity
Source: RefSeq, a predicted model, not a curated record